AACAAUCUCCCAAAAAUCCCUAUUUUCUCACUUCUUUUUGUCGUAUCUGAAUAGUUGGUAGCAUUAGAUAUCUCUUCGUCUUAUUACUUCACAACUAAACGUGCCUCCACCACACUCCACCUCGCCGCAAUCCGCAAAGUUUCAAACUUCACUUCAACCCUCCUCCCCCUUUCUUAAACCCUUCCGACCAUUCUCCUCCACGCGCCGCAAUGCACGCCACAAUCCUCUCACCACGCGCCACUCUCUUCCCUUCACACAAUGUCCACGAACCUCGCCGCCGCCGUUCAACCAUCUACUGCUCCGUCCAACCCGUAACCGCCGACCCCUCUCCUCCUCCCCUCACAGACUCCAAGAAGCUCAACAAGUACAGCUCGAGAAUCACGGAGCCCAAGUCCCAAGGCGGGUCACAAGCCAUCCUCCACGGCGUGGGCCUAUCCGACGACGAUCUGCUGAAACCCCAGAUCGGGAUAUCGUCGGUUUGGUACGAAGGGAACACGUGCAAUAUGCAUCUGCUGAAGCUGUCGGAGGCGGUGAAGGAGGGAGUGGAGGGAGCUGGGAUGGUUGGGUUUAGGUUCAAUACGAUCGGGGUGAGUGAUGCGAUCUCGAUGGGGACGAGGGGGAUGUGUUUCAGUUUGCAGUCUAGAGAUUUGAUUGCUGAUAGUAUUGAGACUGUGAUGAGUGCUCAGUGGUAUGAUGGCAACAUCUCUAUCCCUGGUUGUGAUAAAAAUAUGCCUGGAACAAUUAUGGCCAUGGGAAGGCUUAACAGACCUGGGAUUAUGGUUUAUGGUGGAACCAUCAAGCCUGGACACUUUCAAGAAAAGACAUAUGACAUAGUAUCUGCUUUCCAGAGUUAUGGAGAAUUUGUUGGUGGCUCUAUAAGUGAUGAACAGAGAAAGACUGUCCUUCAUAAUGCUUGUCCUGGAGCUGGAGCUUGUGGUGGCAUGUACACAGCUAAUACCAUGGCUUCUGCAAUUGAAGCUAUGGGAAUGUCUCUUCCUUACAGCUCUUCGAUACCUGCUGAAGACCCGUUGAAACUGGACGAGUGCCGGUUAGCUGGAAAGUACCUUGUAGAAUUGCUAAAGAUGGACUUGAAGCCCCGUGACAUUAUCACUCCAAAAUCACUUCGUAAUGCGAUGGUUACUGUCAUGGCUCUUGGGGGAUCCACCAACGCUGUAUUGCAUCUUAUUGCUAUUGCCAGGUCUGUGGGUUUGGAGUUGACCCUUGACGAUUUCCAGAAGGUCAGCGAUGCGGUUCCGUUUCUAGCAGACCUUAAACCAAGUGGGAAAUAUGUUAUGGAAGAUAUACAUAAGAUUGGUGGCACACCAGCUGUUCUUCGUUAUCUAUUAGAAGCUGGUUUUAUGGAUGGGGAUUGUAUCACAGUCACAGGGCAGACUUUGGCUCAAAAUUUAGAAAACGUCCCUCGCUUACCAGAAAAUCAGGUUAUAAUUAGACCUGUGUCAAACCCAAUCAAAGAGACUGGACACAUCCAAAUCUUGAGAGGGGACCUUGCACCAGACGGUUCUGUAGCAAAGAUAACUGGCAAAGAAGGGUUAUAUUUCUCUGGCCCCGCACUUGUAUUUGAAGGAGAGGAAUCUAUGCUGGCUGCUAUAUCAGCAGACCCGAUGAGCUUUAAAGGAACAGUAGUUGUUAUCAGAGGAGAGGGUCCUAAAGGAGGUCCAGGCAUGCCUGAGAUGUUGACACCAACUAGUGCGAUAAUGGGUGCCGGUCUUGGAAAGGAAUGUGCAUUGCUGACUGAUGGUAGGUUCUCUGGUGGCUCACACGGUUUUGUUGUUGGCCACAUUUGCCCUGAAGCUCAGGAGGGUGGUCCAAUAGGUCUGGUAAAGAACGGAGACAUAAUCACAAUUGACAUAGGAAAGAAGAGAAUAGACACACAAGUCUCACCCGAAGAAAUGAAUGAGCGUAGAAAGAAAUGGACUGCUCCUGCAUACAAGGUUAACCGCGGAGUUCUAUACAAGUACAUCAAGAACGUGCAAUCGGCUUCAGCUGGAUGCGUGACUGAUGAGUAAGCGAGAAAGUAGUGUUUUGUUCUCGAGGGGAAAAACUCUUAAGGCUUGCUAUUGCAUUCUUUAGUAUCAUUGUUAGCUUUUGGAUUUAUCUCAAGACUUAUCAUCAUUAGCUGUUUAGAGAGUUUUUUAUUCUGUAAGUUUUGAUUGCGGUGUUGCAAAUAAAAGCAGAUUUGCUGAGACGAAACAGACCAAAUUUCUAGUACCGGUUCGAUCUGUAUCAAACCGAAUGACUUAUUAAUUUCGGUUAUGAAUAAUUGAUCAAAGUUAUAACCAAUUUGAGUAUGGGUGGUAU
Brassica oleracea var. oleracea is the source of this 2319-nucleotide messenger RNA. RefSeq names its product dihydroxy-acid dehydratase, chloroplastic. The record is from RefSeq and is a predicted model, not a curated record. NCBI's taxonomy places the organism in Eukaryota, Viridiplantae, Streptophyta, Magnoliopsida, Brassicales, Brassicaceae. Gene Ontology annotation, biological process: branched-chain amino acid biosynthetic process. Gene Ontology annotation, cellular component: chloroplast stroma. The coding region runs from base 210 to 2027 and encodes 605 amino acids. The transcript is spliced from 14 exons. Gene Ontology annotation, molecular function: dihydroxy-acid dehydratase activity.